AUGAUUAUCGGAUGUAGAUGGGUGUUUACUAUAAAACACAAUGCUAAUGGAUCUAUCAAAGGAUACAAGGUAAGACUUGUGACAAUAGGAUACACACAGACCUAUGGUAUAAACCAUGAAGAAACCUUUGCACCAGUUGCAAAAUUGAACACCGUCAGAGUCUUAUUGUCCCUUGUAGCUAAUUUGGAUUGGUCAUUACACCAAUUUGAUGUAAAGAAUGCUUUCUUGCAUAAUGAACUCGCAGAGGAGGUGUAUAUGGGCAUUCCUCUUGGAUAUAAUACUACUCAAACUGGAAAAGUAUAUAGAUUACAAAAGGCAUUGUACAUAUUGAAACAGUCACCACGCGCAUGGUUUGGACGGUUCACCAUGGCAAUGAAGAACAAUGGUUUCAAACAGAGUAACUCAGAUCAUAUUCUAUUCUUGAAACAUCAUAAAGGGAACGGAACAGCUUUAUUAAUCUAUGUUGAUGAUAUGUUUAUUACUGUGAAUGUUAAACAUGAAAUAUCUCAACUACAAGACUAUUUGUCUACUGAGUUUAAGAUGAAGGAUCUAGGUGGACUCAAGUAUUUCUUGGGGAUUGACGUAGCCUGA
Molecule: messenger RNA, 591 nt
Organism: Prunus armeniaca (apricot)
Lineage: Eukaryota; Viridiplantae; Streptophyta; Magnoliopsida; Rosales; Rosaceae
Source: the annotation of a GenBank genome assembly